AUGAGUUUCCUCGCCAUCGAAGGGUAUCAUGUAUUGAUCACCGGGGCAGCCGGUGGUAUUGGUCAAGAAGCGCUGAAAGAAUUCCUUGACCAAGGAUGCAAAGUCACGGCGCAUGACCUUCGCCCGGUGCAUGCUCCUUCAUCUGCCACCCAAUCCAACUUCUACUCCGUCACCGGAGAUAUCUCGUCUGAGUCCUCGGUAGCCUCCUGCAUCAAGUCGGCCGUAGAGCAUUUCGGCCCAAUCAACAUCUUGAUUGCCAACGCUGGGAUCACUGACGAAUCGUCCGAAUACAACAUUUGGGAGAUUCCAUUGGAUGUCUGGGAAAAGACGUACAAUACGAACAUUAGAGGCACCUUCUUGACGAUCAAACAUUUCUUGCAAAGUGCCGUUGAGGCGCAGGCUGCUGCGGGUCACACCGAACUGGAAAAUCUGGCGAUUGUUAUCACGGGAUCUGAGACGGGCAAGUUUGGUCAAGCGGCACAUAGCGAGUACGCUUCCGGCAAAGCUGGUCUUCAGUAUGGGCUGGUGCGCAGCGUCAAGAAUGAGAUUGUCAAGAUCAACUCAAGAGCGCGCAUCAAUGCUGUGGCCCCCGGUUGGGUCGAUACACCCAUGAUUACCGGGCGACUGGACGAUCCGAAGGAGAUGUGGAACGAGGCUCAGGCCACGGUUUCUCUCAAGAAGAUCGCACGGCCCCAGGAUGUCGCGCGGACGAUGGCUUUUCUUGCCAGUCAUCGAGCCGCGGGGCAUAUUACCGGGCAAUGCCUCUCUGUUGACGGAGGGAUGGAGGGCCGUGUGAUUUGGAGAGCGAACGAAGUGCUCGGAAAGGUCUCACCGGCGCAUUCAUCGACGGCGGUGACGAUCCCUGCACCGGCUGCGGCCCCAAAGCGCCGUCGCAUUCAGAUUCUCCUCUCGGUAGAUUUUGAUGCGGUUUCCGGAUUCCUGGGAACCGGAGCUUCAGAAAGCAACAGUCUCUCUGAUUACAGCAGUGGGUAUUUUGCUGCUCAGGUGGGAGUACCACGCCUGCUACGACUCUUCAAAAAGCACGGCAUCUCCUCCAAAGUCACCUGGUUUGUGCCGGGUCACUCGAUGGAGUCGUUCCCCAACGAGACCAAGGCGAUUGUUGAAUCCGGCGCCGAGGUAGGAUGUCAUGGAUACUCCCAUGAAGGCGCCAACCAGAUGACCGAGGCACAGGAACGGGACGUGAUUGCCAAGUGUGUUCAGCUGGCGACCGACUUGACUGGGAAAAAGCCUCGCGGAUGGAGAGCACCUCUCUAUCUGCUGAGGGAGCACACAGUGAAGGUGCUGGAGGAGCAUGGAUUUCUCUACGAUACGUCGCUCACCCAUCAUGACUCGGCUCUCUACUUCCUUCCCCAACUGCCACCGAUCAAGCCUAUCGACUUUUCCCCUUCGCAACCUGCAACCACGUGGAUGAAACCACUUGCUUCUCCGGGUCCGCGAACAGAAAAGACCCUGGUGGAGAUUCCUUGCAAUUGGUACAUGGAGGACAUGACCCCCAUGCAGUUCAUUCCUGCAGCGCCCAACUCCCAUGGAUUCGUCAGCCCCACGGCCAUUGAGGAGAACUGGAAAUCCCGGUUUGACUUUUUAUACAAUGAGACCGAGGACUUUGUUUUCCCUCUGAUUCUGCAUCCGGAUACCAGUGGAAUGGCUCACGUGAUCGGUAUGAUUGACCGAAUGAUCAGCUGGUUGAAGCAGAAGGGGGAGGAGGUGGAAUUUGUGACAUUUGAAAAUUGCGCCACGGAGUGGAAGGCUCGACAGCAGAAGCUUAGCGAGUAG
Penicillium oxalicum is the source of this 1794-nucleotide messenger RNA. Its product is annotated as SDR family oxidoreductase/polysaccharide deacetylase family protein. Gene Ontology annotation, biological process: carbohydrate metabolic process. The transcript has 3 exons. Gene Ontology annotation, molecular function: hydrolase activity, acting on carbon-nitrogen (but not peptide) bonds. The coding region runs from base 1 to 1794 and encodes 597 amino acids. The record is from RefSeq and is a predicted model, not a curated record. NCBI's taxonomy places the organism in Eukaryota, Fungi, Ascomycota, Eurotiomycetes, Eurotiales, Aspergillaceae.